AUGACGAGCACGGGCGCGCCGUCAGAACGCCCCCAAGAUGAAUCCGUGCCCAAGCACAGCACGUCUGCCCACGAGAAGAGGAUGGCACAUGAGCAGCUGGCUGUAUGCUGUCUGGGACAGGUUGAAGGAAAAGCGGUGCUAAUAACGGGCUGCGACAAGGGGUUUGGACAUGCCUUGGCAAAGCAGCUUCAUGCAAAGGGAUUCACAGUUUUUGCUGGAUGUUUGCAGACGGGCGAGAAUGGCGCCAGAGAGCUGGAAAGCAUGCAGUCGGAUCGCAUGAAGGUGCUGCAGCUCAACGUGUGCAGUGACCAGGAGGUGGCUCAAGCUGUCGAGUUUGUGAAGAAGAAACUGAAGGAGCCUGAGAAAGGCCUCUGGGGCGUGGUGAACAAUGCGGGCGUGACGACCUUCGGGGACGUGGAGUUCACCCGUCUCGACAAGUACAGAGAGGUAGCGGACAUCAACCUCUGGGGCACGGUCAGGGUGACCCAGGCUUUCCUGCCGCUUGUCCGCAGAGCCCGAGGCCGUGUGGUGAAUGUGUCGAGCAUGUACGGGCGGAUCGUUAGCCCGUCUCGCUCCUGCUACUGCGUUUCCAAGUUUGGGGUGUCCGCCUUCUCCGACUGCCUCCGGCAAGAGAUGUACCGCUGGGGAGUCCGAGUUAUCCUCAUCGAGCCCGGGAACUUCAUGGCUGCUACCGGCAUCCUGACCCGGGACGGCGUGGACGCCCGAGGAGAGGAGCUGUGGCGUGGGGCCAGCAAGACCGUUCAGGAGGACUACGGGAAGGCCUACAUCACUCACCAGAUAACCCAGAUGAAGUCCUUUGUGGGCAGUGGCCUGAAGGACAUGUCUCUUGUCCUAAAUGACAUCACAGAUGCUCUCGUUUCGAAGCGCCCUUACAACCGUUACAAUCCCAUGUCGGCCUAUUGGUGGGUAAAGCUACACAUCAUGGCGCACCUUCCCACUGCCGUUGCUGACUGGCUCUACAUCCGCUGACCCACGCUCGCAGCAGGCCUGAAAGCAUCUCCCCGUUGUGUUUAUUCAGAUCCCAGAGCUGAGCAGUGACAGCUGGAGACAGGCCCCCGAGCCCAGGGUCCAGCCCCUUGCCUCUGCCAGAGCCUGAGCCGUGCCCGUGUGGCGGGAGCCUGAUACCAGCCUGGCUCCGGGUCCUCCCCGCUCCUUGCUCCGUCUUGCUCCCUGCUGCCCUGAGCAGUGUUCAAAGGUAUUUUCCUUUUGGCUGUGGAGGAGAUAGGGGAAGGCUGACACAGUGAGCCAAACCUCUCCCUGGUGUAAUUAGGUUGUGAUGCUCUGCCAGGGAUGAAUUUGGCUCCUAAUGGGAUCUUGUCUUCCCUUUCCCGGGAGAGCUGGUGGCAGCAGAGCAGUGCUGUUGCCAGGAGACAUUCAAAGAGAGCAGCUAAAACGGGAAACAAAGGCAGCGUUUUUGAGAGACCAGAACUGGGUCAGUGCCGGGUUCCUGGCCUUCCCGCGCGCUCGCGGCUCUGCAGCCACCCGCUCUCCUGGUGGACGCAGCAGCACUAACCGACCCAGGGCCAAGCCCGGAGGAGGCGGCUGCCCGGCAGGCGCGGACCGAGCGCACGGCAGCUCUGCUUUCCUUCCAGAGGGACCCGCUGACGUCUUUUCCCUGCCUUGCCCUUAGCAGCUGUGCGACCUUGCAGCCCAUCUCCUGCAGCCCGAAUGGUGCCCUUUACCAGGCAGACUUGAACAAGUUGAAGGCAAGCAGCGGCUUGGCUCCAGUGCCCGCUACAGCAGCGCUGGCACACCACGCUGGCGCUGUGCUCGGGCACAGGUGCAGUCCAGCCUGUUCCCUGCCCUUGACCUCCAGGGACGGCAGUCAUCCAGCUGGGAAUCCUCCCCCAAAACCACUGCCCAGGGCACGGGCAGGGAGCUCGUCAUAUCCGGGCUCUUGAGAUGUGGUGCACAGCUCAUUCGAUGGCCCUGGCAGGGAUCCCCCCGGGAGGCUGUGCUGGGCCAGGCUGCUGUGCAGCAUUUGGGUGCUCCCAGGGGGUUCAGAGGCCAUCCAUACAGCCCGGCCCAGCUGGGUGGAGCCGCCUUAGGGCUCACUGAAUGGGCUGGGCUGCUGUGCUGAGACGGUGAAGGGGCUGGUGUUCAGGAGUCAAGGCAGGGAGAUCACACGGCACGAAAGCUGCCUUAAAUUUGUGCAUUGCUGCUCUGGAGAUUAGGUUGGCUAGGGAUGCCUCAGGGCCUGCUCUUGCUGGGGGCCAAACGACAUGAAGGGCCUCUGUGCUGGUCCCUUGGAUUCACAAGGGUCCUGGACAGAGGCCAGGGGCCUCUUGCUGUUACUGCUUGAUCCGGGCCUCCGGUGAGCAUUGCUGGCCACACUCGCCAAGGCCCUGCUGCUGUCACGGACCGAGCCCAGACUGGCAGAGGCGAUGUGCUGGUGGGUCUCAGUCCAGGCCCUGAUCAAACGGUGUCCCAACACAAAUAGCCUUGCAUUCCUGGCAUGAACGGGCCCUCUUGUUGGACAGUGAGCCACAUUCGUCCUUCCUGAGCUAGCCUCUCGGCUGGGCUUACCCACCUGUCUGUCAUGAGGACCAUUGCUGCGUAACACUGCCCGUGCUUGCAGGGUCUGAAUACAAAGCUCUGGGUGGAUGCUUUCAGUGACGCUCUUUGUUUCUUCUAGUAUUAAUAUUUCACAAUGAAAUUACAAAAUAAUAUAACACCCUCCCCUCAGAAACCUUCCUAACAAUGCUGCGCAGUUGAUGGGAGUACACGAUGUGUACUUGGGCCUCCCGUCCAAAUCGGGCCGGUUUACUUUUUAACUAGUAAUGGACUUCUCAGUAUCUCACCGCAGGUGCCUUUUCCAAGGAGAGCUGCCAAGAAGACGGCGGGGAGGGUCCUGGCACUGCUGGUCAGGCUGGGUUGAUAGUCCGCUGGCAGCGCAGGUAGGCACGUCUCCCCUUCUGGGCUAAACUUCGUUCCACACCAGGCCAAGGUGAGAUAACAGUUAACUGCAAGCUGGUCUGCCCCUCGCUCCUUCCCGUGCCCUCCUGUGCCAGGAGCAGCUGGGAAACUCGGGCAGUAUUCUGUACGCCUCGGCUCUACCUGCGGGUGGGCUCUGGAUGGAGCUGGCCUGCUGUCUGAUGUCGGGUAAUGCUUUCAGCAGAAAAGCAGUCUUCACACGGAGAUUACAUGAUGAUGGCGUGUGUCAUAGGAGGCCAGGAAAUGCUGGGCUGUGCAGCCGUUUUCCCGCUGCACGGCACAAGCGCGGGAUGCCUGCUGUUGUGACAGACGAGCGUCCUUGUACUACCCAGCAGCACCCCUGGGCCACCCUGUGACCGUCCUGAGGAUGAUUCGUGUCACCUGCACGUGGAAAGUCUGGGAAUGCGAAGCACCUCCUGAUUGACACAGACACACGAGCAAAUAAACACUGAGAUUUGCAGAGAGCCUGUCUGUGGUCCCAGUGCUUGCCUUUCGAA
Messenger RNA from Alligator sinensis (Chinese alligator), 3452 nucleotides. Its product is annotated as D-beta-hydroxybutyrate dehydrogenase, mitochondrial-like. The transcript has 7 exons. The record is from RefSeq and is a predicted model, not a curated record. Bases 1 to 990 code for a protein of 329 amino acids. Gene Ontology annotation, molecular function: oxidoreductase activity. Lineage: Eukaryota; Metazoa; Chordata; Crocodylia; Alligatoridae.